Penicillium diatomitis is the source of this 249-nucleotide messenger RNA. RefSeq lists its product as uncharacterized. The transcript has 2 exons. The record is from RefSeq and is a predicted model, not a curated record. Bases 1 to 249 code for a protein of 82 amino acids. NCBI's taxonomy places the organism in Eukaryota, Fungi, Ascomycota, Eurotiomycetes, Eurotiales, Aspergillaceae.
AUGGCCACCACAUUCGCUCGAUUUACCUUGAAUCCUAUAGAAAAUCUAUGGGGUAGAAAGCGUAUGCUUUCUGAGCAGCGUCCUGAGCUACACGAUCUUGCUGGCAAUGCCAAAACGCGCGCUUGGCUUAUUGAGUGGGCUCAAGAGGGUUGGAUGCAGAUUUUCCUUGAAGAAAUUAGUGAUUAUGGUGAUUCAUGUGUCAACGGUGUAGAAAUCAGCGCUAAUCAUAUUAUAUUUUUGGUUGCCUAG